Messenger RNA from Triticum dicoccoides, 1180 nucleotides. RefSeq lists its product as uncharacterized. The transcript has 2 exons. Lineage: Eukaryota; Viridiplantae; Streptophyta; Magnoliopsida; Poales; Poaceae. Gene Ontology annotation, biological process: exocytosis. Gene Ontology annotation, molecular function: phosphatidylinositol-4,5-bisphosphate binding. The coding region runs from base 155 to 913 and encodes 252 amino acids. The record is from RefSeq and is a predicted model, not a curated record. Gene Ontology annotation, cellular component: exocyst.
CUCCCUACGGAAUUGGAAGCCCGCCGCCGGCUGCCGCUCCGCCCCUUUCGCUCGCGCGCUUCCACCGGCGCGGGCGAGGCCGAAGCAGGGGCAUCGGCGGCGGCGUCGGCGGCGGCGCCGAAGCAAGCCGGCCGUGCUCAAGUGCUGGACCAAGAUGGAGGCGGCAGGGGAUGGCUCCAUGGGCAUGUUCGGAGGAACGCCGGAUGCCGCCGCCGCCAUCGGCAGAUCUGCCGAGGUUGCUGGUCUCCUGAACAAGUUGGUGAAUGGUCUGGGAGCAGCAGUUAUGGACAUCCCCAGCGACGAAUUCACAAUCCAUCCAUCAACUGACCUUUUAAUACAAGCCCUGCAGAAUUACUCUUGCAACACAUAUUUGGUGGAGCCAGUGCAUCACACCACUGAUCCUUGCUCUCACAUGGUCGAUUGCUGGGCAGCCAAGCUCAAGAAAGAUGCAGAAAUGAUACGCCGAGGUGAAAAGGGUGGGAAAUACAUAUUCCUCCUGAAUAACACAUAUGAUGUUUUGCAAAUGCUGCAGCCUCCAAGUGCCUCUUUCGCCGGUGUUGAAGAAUUGGAGAGUAGGCUCACAUCAAUGGUCGAGCUGUACAAGAAGUGCUACUUGGAUGAGUGUUGGGCUCCUCUGCAUCGCUUAAACUUGGACAUGUUUGCUGCUGAAUUUCGUGCCAUCUGUGACUGCCAGUCGACAUGGAAGGUUACGGCUGAGCUCAGGUACAAACUGCGGCAGGAGAUUGUGGAUUUCGUUGUUCCACCGUAUGAGGUGUCCUUGUGUGAUCGAAGCGGAGGUUCGGGGCUGUCUUUUCCGCUGAAACGACUGGUGUUCGGAGGGAAGAAACAGAAGAAGAGGUACUAUACUGGUGCCCAACUGGAAGGGAAGAUAAGAGGAUUGUUUGAGGGAUGAGCAAUCUCCUCUCCUGUCAUGAUCUUAAUAGUUGCACCUGUGCCUGUAUAUCUUUCUCUCUUUGGAAAGGUGGGUUCGGUCUGUAAUGCCAUGCGUUAGAUGCCAUUGUCAUGCUGCAGUUGCCGUGAUGUGAUAGUUUCAGUCUUUUAGAGACCAGAGUUGUGGUUGCCAAGGCGUUUUUGUUCGAAACCUUGAUAUGUGUAUGUUUGACAUGUAUGACUCAUUGGUUGCAAGUUGGAAUAUAAAUGAAAUUGAUCACACACACUA